Messenger RNA from Puccinia triticina, 699 nucleotides. RefSeq lists its product as uncharacterized. The transcript has 4 exons. Gene Ontology annotation, molecular function: SNARE binding; SNAP receptor activity. Gene Ontology annotation, biological process: endoplasmic reticulum to Golgi vesicle-mediated transport; vesicle fusion. The record is from RefSeq and is a predicted model, not a curated record. The coding region runs from base 1 to 699 and encodes 232 amino acids. Gene Ontology annotation, cellular component: late endosome membrane; endoplasmic reticulum membrane; ER to Golgi transport vesicle membrane. Lineage: Eukaryota; Fungi; Basidiomycota; Pucciniomycetes; Pucciniales; Pucciniaceae.
AUGAACUCACUCUACUCGCUAGCACUCAGACAAACCUCAUCGAUCCAGGCCGAGCUCACCGAACUGGAGAACAGUAUCACUUCCGCAACAACAAGAAAUAACACUGCUGGUCUACAUGGUCAGAUUGCUGCCAGUUUGUCGUCCCUCCAACGCACUCUCGAUGAUUAUCAGGCGAUGAGUAAAGCCGAAGUGGUCGAGUCUAAACGUGCUAAAGCGGUCUCUCGGAUUGAGAAAUUCAAGGAUGACUUCAUGGCUCUCAAGAAACAGUUCGAUCAGAUCAAAAAUUUGGAACGCACACUCAAAGAACAAAGUCAACGUCAUGAACUCUUUCAAUCAAGUUCGACAUCGUACCGAACAAAUGCUGCUACUCACAGCUCACCCACAACGGCAGAAUCACCUUACCAAACAGGAUACCAUCGGACAAAUGCGGCCAUCAACAGUCGGGCUGGCGGCGGUGGAGGCGCAGGUUACAGGACCAACUCGGCACUCGAUGAAAACAACUUCUUACAACAGACCAAUAACACCUUGGACAUUUAUAUCGCUCAGGGUCAGGCCAUCUUGGGAAACUUGGGCGACCAGAGGGAUAUGUUGAAAGGUACACAAAAGAAGCUUCGGUCCGCUGCUAAUGUCCUUGGACUCUCUCGCGAGACGAUUCAGUUCAUCGAACGCAGAAAGUCUGCCUCCAAGAAGGGCAAGUGA